Molecule: messenger RNA, 1647 nt
Organism: Miniopterus natalensis
Lineage: Eukaryota; Metazoa; Chordata; Mammalia; Chiroptera; Miniopteridae
Gene: CCDC63
Product: coiled-coil domain containing 63
Biological process (GO): outer dynein arm assembly; cilium movement
Cellular component (GO): axoneme
Source: RefSeq, a predicted model, not a curated record
AAACACAGGAGGAAAGACUCCGAAGGCCUGCAGGAGCCUUCAGAGAAGGAGAAGGAGCAGCUGGCCGAGGCCGAGCUCCGGAAGCUGAAGCAGCAGUUCCGGAAGAUGGUGGAAAGUCGGAAGUCCUUUAACUUCCGCUCCCAGCAGAUCCUCACAAGCCAGCACAAGGAAAUCAAGACCCUGCAAGAGGAGCAGGAUGAGAUCACCCUGCUUUUGAGUCUCAUCAAGUCCUCCAAGAAUUUGGACCUGAAUGAGAAAAACUCCAUGGAGCUGCGCUUCCUGCUGCAAACCAAAGAGGACUACGAGGCCUUGAUUAAAUCGAUGAAAGUGCUAUUGGCUGAACUGGAUGAGAAGAUUAUUCAGAUGGAAAAAAAAAUUACAGACCAAAAGCAGAUCUUCACAAAAAAACAGGAGGCCAAUAACCCCAAGAAACUGCAAAAACAGAUCCAUGUGUUAGAAACUCGUUUGAAUCUUGUCACCGUACAGUUCGACAAGAUGCUGACCACCAACGCUAAGCUCCGGAAGGAGAUUGAGGACCUCCGGUAUGAGAAGGCAGCUUACGACAACGCCUACCAGCACCUGCAUCAGCGCCUGUCCAUGCAGAAGAAAACCAUGAAUGUGGCCAUUGAGCUGUCUGCUCAGGCCUACGAGCAGAGACUGGAAGCCAUGGCUCGAAUGGCUGCCAUGAAGGAUCGCCAGCAGAAGGACAUUUCUCAGUACAACCUGGAGAUCCGAGAGCUGGAGCGUGUCUAUGCCCACGAGACCAAGCUCAAAUCGUUCCUGCUUAUCAAGCUGAACGAUCGCAUGGAGUUCGAGGAGCAGGCUAAAAAGGAAGUCCUCAAGGCGAAGAAGCACAGGAAGAAGAGCAAGGGUGAGAGUUUCGAGAGCUACGAGGUGGCGCACCUCCGGCUGAUGAAGCUGACUGAGGAUGGGGACAUGAAUCAUCUCAUCGACGAAUUUCUGGCCAAGGAGGACAAGAACUUCGCCUGGUUCACGUACGUCACGGAGCUCAACAACGACAUGGAGAUGAUGGAGAAGAAGACCGAGAAAAUCCAGAAUGAGAUCAUCCGCUUGCAGUCCCAGAAGCAAACAUCGGAGGAUAAUGACCGAUCUGUCCUGAGAAAGCUGGAGGAGAAGCUAAAGAAGACCACUGAAGAGGCAGAUACGUACGAGAACAGCUACAAGGAGAUCCACGAGACCUUGGAGAAGCUCACACGCUCGGUGGAGAAUCUUUUUAAGAAAAUAAAUUGUGAUGCCACCAAGAUCCUGGUGCAGUUAGGGGAGACAGGGCAAAUCACCAACAUCAACCUUCCACAGUAUUUUGCCAUUAUUGAAAAGAAGACCAACGACCUGCUGCUGUUAGAGUCCUACAAGCGGAUCCUGGAUAUAGAAGGGGUGGAGACCGAGACUCCGCCAGCCUUCAUCAACCCUUUCUGGGGCAGCUCUGCCAUCCUCAAGAGUGCAGAGCCCAUCAAGGCCAUCCCCCCAGUGUUCAGCACUGACCCCUUCAGCGACAAGUUGGAUGAAGUGGAGCAGCCCCUGGACCACAGCAGCCUUCGGCAGAUGGUGAUCAGCAACCACACCACGAGAGAGUCUCGAAACAGGGAUUUACAACGGGAAAGCGCCCUGAAAAGGGGGACUAUCUGA